Alternaria alternata is the source of this 1792-nucleotide messenger RNA. Its product is annotated as branched-chain-amino-acid aminotransferase. Gene Ontology annotation, cellular component: mitochondrion. The record is from RefSeq and is a predicted model, not a curated record. Bases 212 to 1558 code for a protein of 448 amino acids. Gene Ontology annotation, molecular function: branched-chain-amino-acid:2-oxoglutarate transaminase activity. NCBI's taxonomy places the organism in Eukaryota, Fungi, Ascomycota, Dothideomycetes, Pleosporales, Pleosporaceae. The transcript has a single exon. Gene Ontology annotation, biological process: L-leucine biosynthetic process; L-valine biosynthetic process.
UUUGCUCCCGCCCGUGUGAUAGGAAGGCGUGUGACUCUUGAUCGAAUUUUUUCAGAUCCAUGGUAUAAGAGCGCGUCAGGGUACGUGUCUUCUCAUUGCGCAUUGGACUACUCACUUCUCUUAUCACACCGAAGCAACCAUAUUUUCUGUCCUAGACUAUCGCUACUUCUAUUGACAGCUUAGCAACCACACGUCCUCAUAUAUAGCAACAAUGGCACCCAGCGCCGUCACACCCCCGAAUCACAACGAGACGGUCACCGACCUCACACAAGCCGGCAUCAAAUCUGCGCUCCUCAAGAAUGCCCCAGAACAGAUCAACUCUGCAUCUCUCACAAACUCCAUCACCGCCACACCACCAAACGAGCCAGCAAGCAAAACUCAAGAUGUUGUUGACGCACCUCUGGCUGAACUUGAUGCUUCCAAAGUCACCUGCACAUACACCAGCACCCCUCGCUCUGUCCCAGCUGUAGGUUCAGCAGAGAUGGCUAGCCAGAAGGUCUGCACCGACCACAUGGUGCAAGCUCAAUGGAAUGUUGAGACCGGCUGGGCAGCACCAGAGCUGAAGCCCUACGGCCCGUUGUCCCUUGCACCCACGGCCUCAUGCCUGCACUACGCGACUGAAUGUUUCGAAGGAAUGAAGUUGUACCGUGGAUACGACGGCAAACUACGUCUCUUCCGCCCAGACCUGAACUGUCGCCGUAUGCUCAUGUCCACAAACCGUAUCGCCCUGCCCGCGUUUGAUCCCGAGGAACUCCUCAAGCUUAUUGUCAAGCUUUGCGCAACAGAUGGUGCCAAGUGGCUUCCAAAGGACCGUCCAGGACAGUUCCUUUACAUCCGUCCUACCAUGAUCGCUUCCGAUCCCGCCCUUGGCGUCGAGCGGCCGAAAGAGGCCCUUCUCUUCGUCAUUCUAUGUUGCUUUGCUCCCAUGGGAGACAUGAGCGGUGGUAUUAAGCUGCUCGCUUCUCAAGACGAUAUGUGCCGCGCGUGGCCCGGCGGUUUCGGAUACGCUAAAGUCGGUGCCAACUAUGGUCCUUCUCUAGUAGCCCAAGGCGAGGCGAGAAAGAGGGGAUACCACCAGAUUCUCUGGCUGUUUGGUGAAGAUUGCACGAUCACCGAGGCGGGAGCCAGCAACUUCUUUGUUGUGUGGAAGUCCAAGGAUGGAAAGCUACAACUUGUUACCGCUGAUCUCAACGAACGUAUUGUCCUUGAUGGUGUAACCAGGAGGUCUAUUCUCGAACUCGCCCGUUCAAGGCUCACUUCUUCUUCUCCUUCACCCGAUCUCGAGACUCUAGAGGUUAUUGAGCGCAAGUUCAACGUCUUCGAAAUUGAAGAAGCGGCCAAGGAAGGACGCCUUGUUGAGGCAUUCGCGGCUGGUACUGCGUGGUUCGUCGCUCCUAUCAGCCAGAUUCACUUCCGUGGCAAGGACAUUGAGGUGCCAAUGGUCAAGGGUGACUCUGGCGCGUACGCGAGCUUUUUCAAGAACUCUCUCAAGGGCAUCAUGUGGGGUAGCGGCGGUAUGGAGGGACAUGAGUGGGGUCGUGUUAUCGAUGAGGAAUAAAUGUGUUUGCAGAAGAGGCGGUAGAGUCGUAUGUGCAUGAACAUGGCGUUUGAUUUCCCAGGGUGGUUCAUCUUUUCCUUUUGUUUUGGUACUGAGUAAAAGCGAGGAGCAUGGCUGUCGGCUGUUUCUGCAUACACACAGAUUGCUUUGGUUAGCAACUAUACAUACAUCCGUUACACACGAUAAGUUCGCUGUCGUUCCCUCUCGUAUCCUGAUAGCACGUGAUGCACAAGA